AUGGAAUCUUCUGAACCUUCUACUGUGGAGAAGCCUUUAGUGAUGGAGGAGGAGUGUGUAGAGAACGAUUCAGAAGUGCAUGAAGCGGCGGAAUUAUCCGUAGCACGUGACACAGCGGAUCAGGAGUGCUCCGAAGUGCAUGAAGCGGCGGAGUCAUCAGUAGCACAUGACACGGCGGAUCACGAUCGUCAUGAGCCAGUCGUCGAGUAUACUCAACGUCCAAAGACUAUUCCUGUUAGAUUAUCUGGAAGAUCUUCUACACGCAGAGUCCAGGAAACAGAACAGUCUGCCAAACGACCGAGACUUGACCCUAAUCUUCGUGUGACGGUAGCUCUACAUAGUGACAACCCUUCUCUACAGAAAUGCCCAUUUCCAGACUGUGGACAUAGGGAUAGGAAGAUCAAGCGUCAUGUCCAGCGUAGUCACCUUCCUAAGAUUUUCAGCGACAUAAGACCACUGCGUUCCUUGGAUCAGUCCUCUUUGGCCCAGCUGCAGUACUUGGCGUUGGAAUCUUUGGUACGAAGCGUUCUAGGACAUGAUGCUGAUUUACUGUCUGCUAUGGAUUAUGUGAACCGCUCAGGAGUGCUUACCCGAGGUACAACUCUUCACCCUGACACCGUCAUCUAUAUGCAGAGAUUGUGUAGAUGUCAAGGAUGGUUAGAGCCACCUGAGGGUUUCACAUUAGCGCCACUUAACUCACCGGCAGCCCUUUUUCACUGGAGGUGUUUGGUAGUACUUUUGUCACCUUUGCAGCCCAUGCAGCGCGAAGAAUUUUGUACACAUGGACGUGUUACAGGGGGCAUUACUAGUACUCCAGAUGCCGAGGAGAUUCAAAUUCCGGUUGUUGACUCGUCAACGGAAGAUGAACUUACGUGUAUUGAUGUCUGUUAUGGGUCUGAUGUGGACAUCUCCAGAGAACCUCUACCAGUAUCUCAGAGUGACCCAUGUAUUGUUCAUGAGAUUUGCAGUUCUCAGUCAUCUUCCAUGUUAGAAGCUUUUGACAGUCAUUUUCAUCUUGACCGGACUUGUUCCCGCAUAUGGAAAGCUUCUUCAGGGAAAUCUGUGGAGGAUUUGCUAUCUUACUCCUAUUCAAGCGCUCUUCGUCCUAACCUCGACGUUGCAGUUUCAGGAGGAGUAGUUGUCUAUAGUGAGCUAUCAACACACCCCAAACUUGCGGAUAUGCAUGGUACUUGGAGGAUAGCUCUAGGAGUUCAUCCCAAGCAUGUUGAUGAGUUGACACCAAAUAGAUUCCUCCAUAUGAAGAACUUGUUAGACAGUCCAUAUGUUGUGGCGUUGGGUGAAAUUGGAUUAGACAGAACUGUCCCUGUGAAGCUGUGGAGACAUCAAGAUGAAGUUUUCCGCCAAGUGCUCAAGUUGACCCGUAAGAAUAAAGUCCUCGUCCUUCACUUGCGUGGGAUUGCUGCGGACAGGAUUGGAAUGGAUGUACACGCGCGUUGUAUCCAAUUACUUAGGAAAUCGUGUGAUCCGGACCAACCUAUACAUCUACACUGCUUCACGGGUGACCCUGAGUUAGUCAAGGAGUGGAUGGAUAGCUGUUCUAACGUCUAUUUCGGAUUCACAGGUGCUGUGACGAACUUUAGUGCUGAUCAAGUUGCCGGUUUUCAGUCCGUUCCAAUGAGUCGCUUGCUGCUGGAAACAGAUUCCCCAUAUAUGACACCAGGAGGAGGAGCUGUUAACACUCCAGCGUUCAUUGGUGACAUCGCGACCGAAGUUGCAUCAAAACUACAAGUUAGCGUACAGUACAUAUUGAAAGAGACCGUUAAGAACAGUCGUCGCCUCUACAAGUUUUAGAUGACAUGUUUAGGGGACUAUUCCUGCAGAAUUACAAGUCUGGAUUAUCUUCCGACUAAGUUCAUGUGGAAUGUCUUAAUAUAUUGUUUGCUUAUUUUCUGCAAAAUUAUAGAUCUGGAUUGUUUUCCGGUCAAAUUAUUGCAGAGUAUUGUAUUUAUUGUCAUUAUCUACAAAUAUGUUAAAAGUAUAAUUAACGUAUUUUAUGUAUAAGUAUUAUUACGGAAACCUGUUAAAUAAAACGGGGAGGAAUGUGGUGAAAUUGCUUUGUUUACGUAUCGUCACAUUCUCCCUAUUGUCAUGACCUCUGACCCUGGCCUCUCCAUAUACGGGGUAUGUCACGUGAUGCCCCGUAUUACCAAUACUGAAGCUUCAGUCCUGGUCCUGAUGCCUUAGCGUGAACACCACUCUUUACCUGUUUCCGGUUAUACCUGUUUGUUUACCAUUGAUGUUACCUGGACUCACCCCCUUUACUAUUUAUCCAUGUACCUUGUUUGCUGUCGC
This is a messenger RNA of Saccostrea cuccullata (small rock oyster), 2313 nucleotides long. RefSeq lists its product as uncharacterized. The record is from RefSeq and is a predicted model, not a curated record. Bases 1 to 1812 code for a protein of 603 amino acids. The transcript has a single exon. Gene Ontology annotation, molecular function: hydrolase activity, acting on ester bonds. Lineage: Eukaryota; Metazoa; Mollusca; Bivalvia; Ostreida; Ostreidae.